Pipistrellus kuhlii (Kuhl's pipistrelle) is the source of this 1002-nucleotide messenger RNA. Its product is annotated as olfactory receptor 502-like. Bases 37 to 1002 code for a protein of 321 amino acids. Gene Ontology annotation, cellular component: membrane. NCBI's taxonomy places the organism in Eukaryota, Metazoa, Chordata, Mammalia, Chiroptera, Vespertilionidae. The record is from RefSeq and is a predicted model, not a curated record. The transcript has a single exon. Gene Ontology annotation, molecular function: G protein-coupled receptor activity; olfactory receptor activity; odorant binding. Gene Ontology annotation, biological process: sensory perception of smell; G protein-coupled receptor signaling pathway.
UAUCACCAGUUCAUUUGGUAGCAGUUAUAUUAUCUCAUGGAUUCCCUGUGGGAUGGAAACCACACGGCAGUGACAGGCUUCAUUCUACUGGGCUUAACUGAUGACCCCAUCCUCAAAGCCGUCCUCUUCAUGAUCAUCCUGUGCAUCUACCUGGUGACUGUGUCUGGCAACCUUGGCACAAUCAUUCUUAUCAGAACCUCUCCUCAGCUCCAUCAUCCAAUGUAUUUUUUUCUGAGUCACCUGGCUUCUGCAGACAUAGCUAUUUCAACUUCUGUUGCACCCAAUAUGCUUGAAAACUUCCUGGUGCAGGGAAAUCCCAUCUCCUAUCAUGGAUGCUGCACCCAGCUUGGUUCAGCUGCAUUCUUUGGGACAGUGGAGUGCUUCCUUCUGGCUAUCAUGGCAUAUGAUCGCUUUGUGGCAAUCUGCAAUCCACUGCUUUAUUCAACCAAAAUGACCACACAAGUCUGUGUCCAGUUCCUCAUAGUGGCUUACAUAGCUGGUUUUGUCAAUGCUUUCUCUUUCAUUAUUUCCGUCUAUUUCUUAUUCUUCUGUGGACCAAAUCGAGUGAAUCAUUUUUUCUGUGAUUUUGCUCCUCUGGUGGAACUCUCCUGUUCUGACAGCAGAAUCCCUGCCGUUGUCCCUUCAUUCACAUGUGGCUUCGUCAUUAUGUGCACAGUGUGUGUCAUAAUUGUCUCCUACAUGUACAUCCUCAUCACCAUCCUGAAGAUGCGCUCCAAAGAGGGGCGCCAGAAGGCCUUCUCCACAUGCUCAUCCCACCUCACGGCAGUCACCCUGUUCUAUGGGACCCUCACAUUCACAUAUGUGAUGCCCAAGUCCAGUUACUCCACCGAACAGAAUAAGGUGGUGUCUGUGUUCUACACGGUGGUGAUCCCCAUGCUGAACCCCAUCAUCUACAGCCUCCGGAACAAUGACAUGAAGGGGGCUCUGAAGAGAGUGCUUCACAAGAUAAGUAUUUUCUUAGUGAAGCCUGCUAUUUUAUGA